Molecule: messenger RNA, 1683 nt
Organism: Penicillium griseofulvum
Lineage: Eukaryota; Fungi; Ascomycota; Eurotiomycetes; Eurotiales; Aspergillaceae
Product: FAD-binding oxidoreductase
Exons: 2
Coding region: 1-1683 (560 amino acids)
Molecular function (GO): oxidoreductase activity; FAD binding
Source: RefSeq, a predicted model, not a curated record
AUGAGACUUCUACUACUUAGCAGUUUAUGCGCCUUGGCAACAGCUGCCAGCGUCAGCGCUGGCGCCCAGGCUUGCAAGUGCUUCCCCGGUGAUGCAUGCUGGCCAUCAAAGGAGGAAUGGAACAGCUUCAAUCGCACAGUAGGAGGCCGUUUGAUUGAGACGGUACCUCUGGGCUCACCAUGCCAUGCUCCUAAUUAUGAUGAGGCUGUGUGCAAGGAAUUGACAUCCCAGUGGAAGCUUUCAGCAGUGCAUAUCGACUCGUCCUCCUCCAUUCAAGACCCUAUUUAUGCCAACCAAAGUUGCGAUCCAUUCACACCUCGCGAUUCCCCGUGCCAGAUGGGCAACUAUGUGCGAUAUGCGGUGGAUGUGACAGGACCGAAGGAUAUUGCAGCAACCAUCCGGUUUGCCGAAAAGAAGAACAUCCGUCUGGUGAUCCGAAACACGGCACAUGACUACAUGGGGCGUUCGACCGGUGCCGGUGCGCUCGCCAUCUGGACCCACCACAUGAAGGACACUGAGGUCAAAGACUGGUCUGAUCCAGAGUACACCGGCAAGGCCAUCAAGAUCGGUGCCGGAGUGCAAGGUUUCGAGGUCGGCCAGGCCCUGACAAAACAUGGAUUGGUUGCCGUGACAGGUGAAUGCCCUACAGUGGGAGUUGCUGGAGGGUAUACCCAGGGUGGUGGUCACUCCCCUCUCAGCACAGCGUACGGUCUAUCCGCCGACAACACCCUGGAGUUCGAGGUUGUAACAGCGGACGGCAAGUUCGUCAAGGCCAGUCCACACUCCCGCAAACACGCCGAUCUCUUCUUCGCCUUAAGUGGCAGCGGUGCUGGCAAUUACGGCGUAGUGGUCUCUGUUACCCUCAAGGCGCACCCAGAGGCGAUGACCAGCGGAGCCGGCUUUACCCUGGAUGACCCCAGCUUGGAUUACCCGGCGAUCGUGAACGCCUGGCACGCCGCUCUGCCUGCUAUUCUGGACGCAGGCAUAAUGGCCACCUACUACGCAGAGAAGGGUACCCUCGUCGUCUACUCCCUGACUGGUUACAACCGCACGCAGGCCGACAUGGAAAAGAUUCUAGCACCCUUUGUCAAGUCUGUGGCUUCUUUGAACGUCGACCUCAAGCCAAAAUACACCCAAUUCGACACGUACAACGAGUUCUACUACUCGUACUUCGGACCUCUGCCCGUUGGUGUCUUCGGCUCAGCCGGUGAAUACCUCAUGGGUGGCCGUCUGCUUCACCGCGAUGCCCUCCAGCAGGUCGGUGGCGCCAUCAACGAGACACUACAGCUAGGCGUGCGAGUCAUCGGCCAAGCGACUAAUAUCGCCCGCUUCGCCUCUCGCAGCAGAGCCGUUCUCCCGCAAUGGCGAGACACUCUCGUUAUGUCCUCGUACACCCUGCCGUACAGCUUCGAUGUGCCAUUUGAGAAAAUGAAGGCCAAGCAAGACUAUAUCACGAACACCAUUAUGCCGAUCAUUGAGAAGGUCACACCCGACGCGGGAGCGUACAUCAACGAGGCUGACUUCCAGCAACCCGAUUGGCAGGAUGUUUUCUACGGUCAGAAUUAUCGGCGGUUGUUGGCGAUUAAGAAGUCAUAUGAUCCAAAGGGGUUGUUUUGGAAUCCCAUUGCGGUGGGCAGUGAGGGAUGGAAGACGCAGAAUGAUGGGAAGUUGUGUCGGGCUUGA